CGGGCCGUCUGCGCUCAAUUUGUUCGGCGUCUCGCCGCUGCGAAGAAUGUCGUCGACAGCAUAGGACUCUCGCAAAGAACUCUUGUAGAAUUGUGUGUGACUUCAUCCCUCUCCCCCGGGACAUUUUUUUACCCCCCCUGACACACCUUGGACUCGUUGAAGGGGCUUUUGCGGCCGAGGACGCUUUUGAACAAAGGCAACAAUGUCUGAAGGUCAGGCUGAGGAAACCCGGCCAUGUGCCAACUGCAAACGAGACAUUCCUGCAAUAAACUUCACUAUCCAUGAAAUCCAUUGUAGAAGGAACAUUGAUCUCUGCAGGUUUUGCCAUGAACCGUUUCCCAAAUCUGAGAUGGAAGAACACUUUCUAACAGAACAUGCACUGGUCAACUGCAAAUGCAACAUGAAGAUAGAAAAGAAUCAGCUGGAGAAACACGAGAGCACAGACUGCCCGCUGCGACUGAUUAAAUGUCAGUACUGCGAACUGGAGCUUGCAUUCAACAAGUCUCAAGAGCAUGCUGAUUAUUGUGGAUCAAGAACUGAACCUUGUGCAGAUUGUGGUCGCAACGUUCUUGUCAAGGAAUUGCACAUGCACCAUCUCACUUGUGGCAAAGAGGUGGAGGAAAAGAAUAACAACCGUAUGAGACCCAGGCCCGAGUAUCAUUUUCCAGAUAACGUUGGAGUCUGGUUUGAAAACCAACCAUUUGGGAAUUAUGUUCAGACGGAGGAGAACUAUGUUCGCGUUAGACCAAGAAUUUCCAGACCAUUGGAAAAUAAAAUGCAUGGGAACAGGGAGACUGGAUUCCCAGCGAGGAUGAUAGAUAGGAGAAAUGUGUCACUCAGAGGUAGAGAACAGAAUCGAGCCAGCGUUACAAGGACAGAAAAAAAUCGCAUGGCUGACCCUGCCGGUCCUGGCCAUGUGGAUGCCAACUCUAACCUGGAUUACCUGCUUGCUCUAAGUUUGCAAAAUGAGAACGGUGGUGGUGGUGAAGGAGAGUUGAUCUCAGCAUGGAAUGAUGUUCGUACAGAUUGUGGAUAUUCGCAUCCACAAAACCUUUUGGGGGUAUUUAACAAUCAGCCUCCAUCUGAUCUCUUCCCAGCUUCUGUAAAUGUCGACAAAGAAGUAGCAAAUGUCACGAUGUUGCCUUGUGAAUUCUGUGAAGAACCUUUCCCUGAAGAAGAACUAAUCCUUCAUCAGACUGGCUGUAAUCCUGUAAGUGCCUUUGCAUCAUUCAGUAAAAAUAGCACACUUGUACCACCACUGCCACUGCAAAGGGUCUCCAUACCCAGAACGAAUGACAUUUUCUUUCAGCAUCAUCACAUGAAUCCAGAAUACUUUUCUGAAGAUCUUUCACUGCCGUCAUAUGGGCCUAUUGGAGAUUCAAGCCAUGGCGAUGUCAUGAUUCCUUGUGAGUUCUGUGGUAUUGCGUUGGAAGAAGAUGUGUUGUAUCAUCAUCAGGAUCAGUGUGAUUUGCGCCCACCAACGGCAAGACCCCCUGAUCAAGAAGCCGAUCAACCAUUCCCCGUGACUAAGACCGAGUCGAGAGAGAUUCUGGAUGUGCCCAUUCGUCGACAAAGACACCAGGGCGAUGUCGAACCUGACCACUUUGCUUAUAUGGGUGACAAUGUCCAGCCAAGACCAGCAAUUAGAAAUUCGUUGAGAAUGAAGCCAAGCGGAGCUACAGCCACAUUCAGUCAGGGCAUUGAUGCCCAGAAAUCCGUACCCAACCAAGACACCAACACCCUUGCUCCAAACAACAGAAUGGUCAAGAUUCCCAACCGAGAAGCUUCUGAGCUGAGGAGGAGGGUCCGCAAACCUCUGGAGUUGUCGGGGGGCUUUCCCCGUCCUGUGGUAGAUGUUUUCCCUGAAAGCUACAAGCCGACUUUUCCACAUCCACUUGUUGAUGCUAGACCCAGUAUGACAACAGAGGGAUCUAGGAUUUCUAGGAACACAGUGUCUGCUGCCUCCAGGAGCAGAGUUACAGGAAUAAAGCAGAAUAUACCGAAAACUAGGCCAGAAAAUGCUGGAAAGGAAGAGGAGUGAUAAAAUGGGACUGAGCUGUACAUUUCAAUGCUGUUCAACUACUAAAUUUAAUUAAUCCUAAACUCAGGACUUUUAUUUUCCUCCUAUGCAAAGAAAAUAUUUAUCUAAUUGCUUUAAGUGGUAUUGUGUUAUUAUUUCCUUUGAACAUUGUUUGCAUUGAUUUUUCUCUGUGGUCUAUUGUGAGCUCAGUCUUGAGCCCCACAAUAACUCAAAUGGUGAACAAAUGAUUCAGUGUGAAGGUUAAAAUGGAAACUGCUAGAAAUGUUCAGCCGAUCAUGCAACAUCAAUGGAGAGAUAAUGUUUUGGGUUAGAACUGCAAGGCUGGUAAUGAAACCCAUCUGCAUGAUGCAGACAAAGUGGGAAAGUGAGAAAGAAUAAAAGGGAAAGUCCAAGAUGGCAUGGAAAACGAGGAGAUGGGGUAGGCAGCUAGACAAGUAACUGAAGAUGGUUCUAAUAAAGUGAGAAUAGCAGAAUUAUUAUCUGAACAUUUUGAGCUCUUGUUUGGAAUGCUGUAAUUUGGCUGGUUGUGCUAAAUUCUAUUUUCUGUGCACUGAAAGGACCUUGGAAAUAAUUUUGCAAGUUUACUUAAAUAGAUGAGUAUCUGUUUUGAGGGAGAAAUCCCCCCCCCCCCUCCCCAAAGCUUAUUUGGCACCCCUCAUUGCAUUUGGACAUGACAUGCUGUAGAAACUCACAGCGUUAAACAUUCCAAGGGUAUGGUUUUAAGUAACAAAAUCAAUUAAAAAAAGGGUCAGUGAAAAAUUAAGACAUUAAUGCAAACAUCAGAAAAGUCCCAAACUAUGAACACAUUUUGGAUGAGGUCUAGCAAAGAUCUAGUCUACAGCGUGAAGUUGUUUUUCAGAUUUAUGAUGUGUAAAGAUAUCCUAUUUUUGGUUAUUUUGGGGGAAGAGCAUGUGUGUAAGCCUUUUUUGCAGUCGUUUUUGCAUUAGUUUAUUUUUCCUGUUAUAAUCUUUGACACUGCUAGCUCAUUCUUCUGUGUAUCAUGCUCAGUUUCCGCAGAUUUGUCUUGCUUUUGCAACUGCUUUCCUGCCUGCUAUUUUGCAUUGGAUUCUUUGUGCAUUCAUUUUUUUCCACCUGUUUAAUGCACACAUCCUUGAAUACUGUGCACCGAUCAUUAUUUGUGAUCAGUGCGGAUUUAUUGAGAAAUUAUCUUUGACUUUGUAAUGUUGUAAAAGCUUUAAUAUAUUGUGUAUGUUGAGGUUGCAUCUCUAGCAGUCAUGUAAGGCUGUAGGUUUCUAAAUUAUCUGAUUUGAAAUCGAGCUUGCACAUGCCCAUUUAAAAAACAUGGGGGAAAUUUAUUGGAAAUACAUUUAAACUUUUCAAUUGAGAUUAUUUAAAAAGGACGUGGGUUAGAAUUUAGAACGUUGUACUAUGAUUAUUGCUGGAAGAAAUUAGUGUAUGUGGCAGUUAAUUAGCUAAUAGCAGUUUGGACUGGCUAAAAAUAGACUGGCCCAUGCAAGUAUUCCCUCCUUCACUCUUGCUUAGUUUGGGAGCUGAUAUUAUGCUUAAAUUACCCUGUUACAGGAUGUGAGGGGGAGAAGAGAAAAGGACUAGCAUUUUAAACAAAGGAAUGUGAAUUUCAAGAUCUCUGAGGGAAGGAGGGGAGGGAAACCAAGCAUAACCAAUGUGAUUGGGAAUGGGAGGAUUGAAAGAAAGUUAACUAAGUUUGGCCUGCUUAACUGCAGCGUUGGGAUGGUGCAUCUUCAAGGAAAGGUUUGAGGAAGGAGAAAAUUUAAGAUCAAGGUUCAUUUUAUCCUCGCCUGCAUUGACUAGGGAAGGAAAGUGGUCCAAAGGGCAUGAGCCAUUUUAACAUUGAAAUUGAUAUAGAUGUGCAAAUAGAAAUGAAUGGCAUAUAACAAGUUAUAUUUGUGGUUGUACUGUAGAAUUGCUAUUUUGGGUAUAGUGUAAGCAUGUCUUUGAUGCAACCUUUUCAAUGUGUUAAGAGUAAAUACAAUUAUUUCGUUAACCAAUUUGCUGUUUUACAAAAAACUCUCCUCUUGCUUCUCAGAGCAGUAAACCCCAAUACAAUGACUGGUAACCAUUCUUACCAUGGUCAGAAGGAGGGAGAUUUGCAAGCACUUUUUAUAUUGAACUAGGAGAUACCUUAUUUAGAAUUAUAACAUUGUUAGUAGAGAUGGAAACUAUGCUUGGUAAUACAUAUUUUGUUCAGUUGGAAUCGGAUGUCAGUUCGUCUUCCUGCUAAUUCCACAAUGGGGAAAAUUAAAGGACAUUUUGAAACUUUGUACAUAAUCUAGGGAUUAAAUGUCUUCCUAACAUUAUUUUUCAUAGUUUUAAGAACCCAUGCUGGGAAUAUGUAAUAAUUUCUAAAUGUAAGGUGUAUCCAGAUAUUCUAUGAUCCCAGUUUUACUGCCUCUUGCUGCUAGACUGUGUUUAUACAUCGUGGAGUCCAGUAGAAUUGUCGCUUGUUUUUGGUUAAGCAGCUUGGUUCACAAUAAAGUUGUAAAUUGCCUGCA
Leucoraja erinaceus (little skate) is the source of this 4533-nucleotide messenger RNA. Its product is annotated as TRAF-type zinc finger domain-containing protein 1-like. The transcript is spliced from 12 exons. Bases 203 to 2041 code for a protein of 612 amino acids. NCBI's taxonomy places the organism in Eukaryota, Metazoa, Chordata, Chondrichthyes, Rajiformes, Rajidae. The record is from RefSeq and is a predicted model, not a curated record.